Molecule: messenger RNA, 6341 nt
Organism: Manis javanica (Malayan pangolin)
Lineage: Eukaryota; Metazoa; Chordata; Mammalia; Pholidota; Manidae
Source: RefSeq, a predicted model, not a curated record
GUGCCUACGGAGGCCGGGCCGGCUGCGGAGCAGGGCCCGGGCAUGAGGUCCGGUGAAGACCGCAGGGCGGGCGGCGGCGGCGGCGGCGGCGACGGCGAUGAGCGACAUCGUGGAGAAGACGCUGACGGCGCUGCCGGGACUCUUCCUGCAGAACCAUUCGGCUGGGGGACCCGCGGCCGCCAAAGCGGCCUUUUCCUCGCGGCUGGGGGGCCUCGUCCGCGGCAUCACCUCGCUCACCUCCAAGCACGAGGAAGAGAAAUUAAUUCAGCAGGAGCUGAGUAAUCUGAAAGCAACUGUUUCUGCUCCUACGACAACACUGAAAAUGAUGAAGGAAUGUAUGGUGAGACUUAUAUAUUGUGAAAUGCUUGGAUAUGAUGCUUCCUUUGGCUAUAUACAUGCAAUCAAGUUGGCACAACAAGGAAACCUUUUAGAAAAAAGAGUAGGUUAUUUGGCUGUUUCCUUAUUUCUCCAUGAAAGUCAUGAGCUGUUGCUUCUCCUUGUGAAUACAGUUGUAAAGGACUUACAGAGCACUAACCUGGUGGAAGUAUGUAUGGCACUUACGGUCGUCAGCCAGAUUUUCCCUCAAGAAAUGAUUCCAGCUGUUCUUCCAUUAAUAGAAGAUAAACUUCAACAUUCUAAGGAGAUUAUUCGAAGAAAAGCUGUUCUGGCAUUGUACAAAUUCCAUCUCAUUGCUCCUAAUCAAGUACAGCAUAUCCACAUUAAGUUUCGGAAAGCACUUUGUGAUAGAGAUGUUGGGGUCAUGGCUGCUUCUUUGCACAUAUACCUUAGGAUGAUUAAGGAAAAUUCCUCUGGAUAUAAAGACUUGACUGGAAGUUUUGUUACAAUUUUGAAGCAAGUAGUUGGAGGGAAGCUCCCAGUAGAUUUCAACUACCACAGUGUGCCAGCACCAUGGCUACAAAUUCAGCUCUUGAGAAUAUUAGGACUUCUAGGGAAAGAUGACCAAAGGACAAGUGAAUUAAUGUAUGAUGUUCUUGAUGAAUCCUUACGAAGAGCUGAGUUAAAUCACAAUGUCACAUAUGCUAUUCUGUUUGAAUGUGUACAUACAGUCUAUUCUAUUUAUCCUAAAUCAGAAUUACUUGAGAAGGCUGCCAAGUGCAUUGGAAAAUUUGUUCUCUCACCUAAAAUAAAUCUCAAAUAUUUAGGACUGAAGGCUCUUACCUAUGUUAUCCAACAGGAUCCCACUUUGGCUCUUCAACACCAGAUGACAAUAAUUGAAUGCUUAGACCAUCCUGAUCCCAUUAUUAAAAGAGAGGUAAACUGUGAAACUGUAAUUGUUCUUAACACUGUGGACACAUAUGCUCCUGAUAAUGCAUGGUUUAUUCAGACAAUGAAUGCUGUGUUUUCUGUGGGAGGAGAUGUAAUGCAUCCUGAUAUUCCCAAUAACUUCCUAAGACUACUAGCAGAAGGUUUUGAUGAUGAAACUGAAGAUCAACAAUUAAGGCUUUAUGCAGUUCAGUCUUAUCUCACUUUACUAGAUGUGGAAAAUGUGUUCUAUCCACAGAGAUUUCUUCAAGUUAUGAGUUGGGUGUUAGGGGAGUAUUCCUACCUCUUAGAUAAGGAAACACCAGAGGAAGUUAUAAUUAAGCUCUACAAGUUACUUAUGAAUGACUCCAUUUCUUCAGAAACCAAAGCCUGGUUAAUUGCUGCUGUGACCAAGUUGACACCCCAAGCACACUCUUCUAACAUAGUUGAGAGGUUAAUCCAGGAAUUUACUGUAUCUUUGGAUACUUGUAUAAGACAGCAUGCAUUUGAAUUAAAACAUUUGCAUGAGAAUGUGGAACUCAUGAGGAGCUUGCUUCCAGUUGAUAAGAGUUGUGAAGACUUGGUGAUAGAUGCUUCCUUAUCUUUUCUGGAUGGUUUUGUGGCUGAAGAACUCACUCAGGGGGCAGCACCUUACAAACCUCACCACCAACGGCAGGAGGAAAAGCUUUCUCAGGAAAAAGUCCUCAAUUUUGAACCAUAUGGACUCUCAUUUUCUUCAUCUGGCUUCACUGGACGACAGUCUCCUGCUGGCAUUUCUCUUGGUUCAGAUGUAUCUGGGAAUAGUGCAGAGACAGGGCUGAAAGAGACAAAUAGCUUGAAACUGGAAGGAAUAAAGAAAUUGUGGGGGAAAGAGGGCUAUCUUCCCAAGAAGGAAGGCAAAACUGGUGAUGAAACUGAAGCUCCAUCUAUUCCUCAAGAGAGUAAAAUGAUGGAAAAUAUAGAUCAAACUAUAACAAACAGGGAUCAAUCUCAUGUCCUUGCCCAAUCUAAAGAGGAUAAAGAAAAGCAGCUGCUGGCAUCAUCGUUAUUUGUUGGGCUAGGAUCAGAAAGUACCAUCAGUUUGCUGGGAAAAGCAGAUACUGUCUCUCACAAGUUCAGAAGGAAAUCAAAAGUCAAGGAAACCAAAAGUGAAGAAACAAUCAGUGCUCAUAAUAUGAGCUGUCCUUCCUUUAGUUCUUCAUCAAGUGCAAUUUGCGAAGAUUAUUGUUUGAAUACUUUGCAGGAUAGAGAAGACAAAGAAUUAAGUACAUUUUCUCUUAAUUCAGAACUUUUGGAUUCUGAGUCACUCACAGAACUGCCCUUGGUUGAGAAACUUGCAAAUUGCAGCCUCUCUACACCUAAACCUUCUUUGUUUGCUGAUAACAUGGAAAUUUUUCACCCUCCUCAAGCCACUGCAGCCUCUGUUGCCAGUGAAAUCUCUUUAGCUUCUUCCUUGUUGGAAGAUACUACUGAGCACAUGUAUUCGGAUGUUGUAGAGGUCUGUAAUAAUGAAACCAUAUCAGUAUCUUCUUACAAAAUUUGGAAGGAGGAUUGUUUAUUGAUUGUCUGGUUAGUUUCUAAUAAGAGUGGUUCGGAAUUGAAAAGUGCUAACUUAGAAAUUGCUCCUGCAGAAAAUUUCCAGAUCACUGAGCAACCUGGAUGCUGCUUGCCUGUAAGAGAAGCAGAAAGCACCAAAAACUUUCAGUAUAGUGUGCAGAUGGAAAAACCUUUUACAGAAGGCAGUCUUACUGGUUUUAUAAAUUACCAAAUGAUGGACACUCAUUCUGUUCAGCUUGAAUUUUCAGUAAACUUAUCACUAUUAGAUUUCAUUAGACCAUUGAAAAUCUCAACUGAAAACUUUGGCAAACUCUGGUUGUCCUACGCAAAUGAUGUGAAGCAAAAUGUAAAAAUGUCAGAAUCUCAAGCUGCUCUGCCUUCUGUCCUGAGGACCCUGCAACAGGAACUAAGACUUCAUGUUGUUGAAAUUAUAGGUAAUGAAGGGCUGUUGGCUUGUCAGCUGCUUCCAUCCAUCCCCUGCUUGCUACAUUUCCGAGUUCAUGGUGAUGUAUUAGCCCUGUGGUUCAGAUCUUCCUGCUCUACUCUUCCUGACUAUUUACUGUAUCAAUGUCAAAAGGUGAUGGAGGGAUCCUAGCAGCAGCUGUGCUUAUAUUUUACUGCAUCAAAAUAAAUGGUUUACAUAGAUAAAUUUAUUUACCAAAGUAAAAAGUACUCAUGGUACUGCUGAUGAAAUAGGGAUUAUUACAAACUAUUGUUUUAAUGUGUUUUCUUUAUUCCUGAUCAAGAAACUUCCCCCAAAAACUGUAUCCUUAACUUUUUACUCAGGAUUGUACAGUAUGUUUAGGUCCCAAAAAGUGACCUAAGCUAAUGUUAUAAACAGCUAUUGAUUUAUAUAUCACUUGGUGUAGAGGGACUGAAAAUAUUUAUUUUGUUAUAAGUGAUUUUAUAGCAAAUAUACUCUAAUGCUACCUGAUUGGUGGUAAAGCCAAGACUCAGUUCUCUGCAUUGUUAGAGACGAGACAUGGAAUUGAUAAUCCCAAACCUAAUUCAUAUUUGGCUUUGGAGUGCAGUGUAUGCUUUUUGGUAGGAAGUCAUUACUUUCAAGUAUGUUUAGCUUAGAUUAGUGUUGAACUAAGUUGGCACAGCACACACUAACAGUUCAGGAGAUCUGUGAGCAUGCUAGAUAUUGGGGGGAUGCAAUCUCUGAUACAGCUUUUACAAAUAAUUGCAUAUAAUUUGGCUACAAAAUUUGUUUUCCACUUGCAUUUGUUAUUAAAUUCAGAAUUUAGAGUGAAUCACUUCAUUCUUAUUUUAAAAAUUCAGUUAUUUACAUAAUAUUAUCAUACAGAAACAAAACUCUAUAAGAGCACACAAUAGUAAAGCACACAGAUGUAAAAGGACUUUCUAGUUAUGGCAGAUAUCUUAGUCAGUUACCGCUUGGGUCCUUUGACAACUUAAAAUUUGUAAUUAGAGUGUAAAUGACAAAACCAUCCUUCCUGUCCUUUAAAUACAAUACUCCCCAUGGAUACAGCUGAAGCCGUGACUAAGUGGAUCAUACAGGGUCUUCAGUACAAUAUAUUAUUUUCAUGUUAUAGCUGUCCCUGUUUGGCUUCUGUCAGAACUAUUAUCAGUGAAAGAAGAGGGUAAGCCUAAUAUGAAUGAUGGACUGGAAUUUUGAGAUUGUAUAUUAAUGUUAAAAACUGAAAUAGUAUUUUAUAAAACCUAUGGUGCUGUGGAAAAUAUUUCUUAUUUCACUUUUUCUGACACUUCACCAUGGAAACUAUUUGGAUAAUAUAAUUUUAAGUCAUUGCCGUUAAUACUCUGGUUAAUCGGUACUUUUUGUCACCCAGGUGUGGAAUUCUAAUUUAAGUUACCAUUAAUCAUAGCUGAUAAAGAUGCUAAAGGGAUUCCCUAGAGCUGGUAGGUUUCAUUAGUCAUUUGUGUCUAGUGUAUUCCUCCCUAAAAACAAAAGCAGUGUUUUUAAAAGUUAAUCUUUAAGUUACUGAUUUAAAACAAAUGUAAUACCUAGUGAUUUCAUGCCUUUAAAAACAUAACACCGUAAAACCUUGCUACAAGAGCAAUGAUAAGUGACUGGGAUUUCCUGUAUAGGUCUCUCCUUUUCAGUAGAAGAUCAGAAGAUCAGAUUCAUCUUCAAGCUCCCAACAGUGCCAUGGUGAAGGGAAUGUGCUGUCACUGGGAGUGUGGACCCUGGUGGCUAGACUCAUCAGCUUCCGCGUUAUUCCUACCUCUGUUAGCAGAACCCCCUCGCCCACCUGAUUCUGCUAUUAUCUGACAAAGAGACAGGAAGUGCCUUCUCACUUUGUGGAGGAAUGCAGUGUGUGGCAAAGAAGGUGCUCCAGGUUUUUGUGUCCUUACUUGUGUGUGUUUGGGUGAUCGCCAAAGCUGGGUCAGGUGGGGAGCAGUGGGAAUAAGGUGCCCAGCAGGCAGAUGGGCAGCUCUUUGGGAGAGAUUACAAUGAGCUGCUGUGCUACUGUGUUGCAAGGGUAUUCAUGAGUGGCAGCAGGUUGUCAUGAAAGAAAUGCUUGGCUGACAAAACUGUGUAAUGGUGGAAGAUAGGUAAUGGCAGGUUAGGCCUGGGAGCAUGGGGUCUUCUAGAGGGAAUGUGGUGUCACUCUUGUUUUUUCUGAACCCACUAAAUAAAAAUUAGGGUAGCAAGGUUUAUACUGAAAUGUUCAGUGGAAUGUUUACAAUUUUUAUAUUUUUAUGGUUUUAAAAACAAAUAGUAAUAGUAAGACAGAGUAGAUUUUAAAGAAUAUCACAGCAGUUAUAUUCUGCCUAAACUAACUCAAUGUUUUAAGUUCUAAGUCAGGCACCACCAUCUUUUUUUACAUUGUAGAUAUUUUUGUGGAUGGGUCAUCUCUACCUUAUAGUCAUAAUUUAGCCAAGUGAAAGGUCAGCAUCUGGAGUAAAAGCGGUGGUGGGUGUGCUACCCAACUGUGUGAGUUCUGUCCUGGGCAUCUGCCCUGACAGUGCAGGUGGCAGCAGGUGUGAAUUGGGUAGAAUAAAGGCAGACAAGACAGAAAAGCCUUAAGAACAGGUGAAGGAAGAAGGAUCAGGCUCCCACCAGCAUAGUCCGUGUGGAGGCAGGCAGGUCAGGCUUGGGAAAGCGGAUCCUGAGCAAGAGUCCUUCUAAGGGAAGUGUAGAUAAGCUGAGCAGUUACCAAGUGCUAAGUGCCAAGCAUGCCACAGCGUAGGCUGAGGAAGAGCAUUAUUUUAAACAAUACUGUACUGUCAUCUACCAAAACAAUUGUGGUGAAAAUGCAGUAUUUUAUUUUUUCCUUUAUUUUAUGUUAGUAAUACUUUAAAAUAUUGAGCUCUUUGUCUUGUUUCUUAUUGAUAAAUGUGGUCUUUUAUGAUUAUGAGCCACUGAAAGUGUACUGAACCUAGACACGUCUUUAAGAUGUUUUGCUGUGUUAAAAUAUUAGGAAGGAAAAAUACAAGUGAAUAACAGGCAUUAAUUACCUUAUUUUGGAGUUGAAUUCUGUAAUUUGAAAAAAUUCAUUUAAACAUGUAAUAAAUACAAAGUGAUCUAUACUGUU